GUGAACACGAAAAUUUAUAUUAUCUAUAAAAUAAUUGCGAUAAGACACUAUCUUCAUUGAAAACACGAUCUUCUCUACAUCGUGAUUGAAAAGCAUAAUAAACAUUCCGUAUUUGUAAAGUUGGCGACAUUGGUGAUAUCCUCCUCAACCGUUAACCGUUUUUUACAUAGAAUGUAAAUAGUAGUAGAUACAAAUUGAAAAUAAUUUAAUUACUAAUUAUUAUUAAUCUGUACGAUACGAUUCAGUUUUAAUAACAUUUAAACCAGGAUUCGGACUAGGUGUAUUAUUGAUAUAUAAUACUUAAUAUGUUUUCACAAAUCAUACGUAAUGUAAAUCUAGAUAUCGAGCCAUCAUCGAAUGUCUCGAACGAAUUUAGUGAACUCUUGAAACUAUCUGAGCAAUCUCAUUUAGAAUAUGAAGAAGCAAAGACCAAACUAGAAGAGAUCAACAAGGAAAUAAAUCACUAUGAUGAACAGUUAAAUAUUAUUGAAAGAGAACGUGUCAAAUUAAUGUCGGAGUUAGCUCUUCAAAUGCAGAUGAAACACGACUUAAAAAAUAAAGUGGAAAGUCUGAAAAAUAUACUACAAUCAACGGAAUUCGACUUAAAAAAAUAUAAUAAAAUGAAGUUAAGUACUGCUGAUCAAGAUACUUUUUCUCUUACCAAAAAGAAAUUCAUUACUUAUAAGAACAUGUUGAAGAUAUAUUUUGAUUAUUCAAAUGGUGCAAAUGCAACUACACAAAAAGGAUAUACAUUUAACAGAAUCACAAAAAAAUUAGCCUAUUUUGAGUUUAAUACCGAUGAAAAAACCGACAAUGAAAUUUCAGAAUGUUUGUGGAACAAAAUUAAGUUAGUUUCAGAUAAAAAUUGGGAAACAUUAUCUGUAUAAUAAUUUUGUUUACCUGUAAUUAUGUAUUUUUAAAUAAAUAAUUUAAAUUUAAGAUUAGGAAUUUGAUUUUUAUUUUGAACAAUUGUGAACUGCCAA
Messenger RNA from Rhopalosiphum maidis (corn leaf aphid), 983 nucleotides. RefSeq lists its product as uncharacterized. The record is from RefSeq and is a predicted model, not a curated record. NCBI's taxonomy places the organism in Eukaryota, Metazoa, Arthropoda, Insecta, Hemiptera, Aphididae. The transcript has 5 exons. Bases 306 to 887 code for a protein of 193 amino acids.